AGCGAGCGACGUAUCGGGCCGCCACGUAUCUACGCCACUCGAUCUGUCGCCGUAAGUUCGUUUCCUAUUACAGCGAAAGUUGCAUCCUGCUUCCGCAGAACACCGCAGACACAGGGACAAAAGGGAACCGAAGACAAGCAUCGGAAACGAAGAUGUUGCACCGGUGCACGCUUUUGGCGCUGUGCCUGAUAGCGCUGCUGCUGAAGAAUUCCAUCGCCGAACCGCGUCCUGAUUUUGGGCUCGAUGCCAGCGUCACCGGUAAGAACGCGGUUUCGAAUACCUCCAGCGCGGUAGGAAGCGUCGCGACGGCCGUCAACGGUACCACGGCAAGCUUCACCCCAAUCUCCGACCAUCAGCUAGUGCGGGAUGUGCUGACGAUCGUGACGCAGGUGGCCAACAAAUUCAACACACUGGGCAGUACGGUCGCCACGACGAUCACCAGUCUCGCCAACGAUAAAAGCGGCAACAUAACAGCCGCCUACGGACCGGCGUUCGGUGCGAUCUACGCGUUAACCAACUACACCCAGAACACACUCCCUGGCGUCGUGGCCGAACUGCAACCGCUGAUCGAGAAAGGUCUCUCCGACAAGUUAACCGACAGUUUCCAGCACAUUGGCAAAGCGUUGGCGCAGGUGAACGCAACGCUCACGACGCUCAGCGCUAAGGCCCAGACCGCGAUCCAGCUGGCCGGUGGUGCCACCGUUCCGGCCAACAUCGUUGCGGAGAAUCUCAAAACGACGCUCAUACUGAGCCUGUCCACCGGGUUGCAGCAGCUGAAGGGCAGCAUCCCGGUGCUGCAGUACACCGUCGAUAGUACGAUCGAGAAUCUGCGCGUAGCGGACAGCUUUUUGCCGGUGCUGAAGAACGACGUAAACGGUAUCAUCGGCAGUUCGUCGGAGUUGCUCGACCCACUCGAUGUACCGCUCGGUGCGAUUAAUCAGACGAUCAGUGGUACCGUCGUUACCAAUUUCGGCGCAGACGUGGCCAAUGUGUCAGCCGAGGUAGUGCUGAUGACCAACCUAACGACGGUAGCGAGCGGGACCAACCUUACGAGCGCUAUCCAGCGUUACAAUAGCAGCCUGAACGCGUUCAACAGCAGGAACGCGUCCGUUCCCGCACUGCUGGAAGGUGUACGCACGGCGGUAGCGGCCGCGUUCGGUGUCCUCGAUCCACUGAUCGACACCAAGAACGGUUCACUCGUGACCCGGCUCAUCAGUACGCUCGUGGCGAACGAUCGCUACUCGCGCUACUGUUUCCACAAGUACAAGGGUUUCUUCGCCUAUCUGCUGGGCGUGUACGCCGAUGAGGCAUCAUCGUGUAUCGUCGAUGAGGUACCACGCCUGCAGUACUACCAGCGGACGCUCGAGCUCAUGCUCGAUACGCUGCUGUACGACUACCAGGACGUACUGCUGGAGCUGGGCAUCUGCAAUGGUAUCGCAUCCGCCACCAACCGGGAGGCCUGUGUAGCGCUGCUCAACACGUACUACGGACCGCUGGCCGAGGCAUUCGGUGGCAAGCUGGAUCUGCUGUACCGGUCGCUCGACCACGAGCUGCACGCCAGCGGCUACCGGAUGACGGUCUGCAUUCGGGUUAAGCUGUUCAACAUCGAUUUCCUCACGGAUUUCGAUAACUUUGAGGCCGCCAUCAAGGUGUGUGCCGUCGAUGGUCCACUAGCCUUCUAUGACUACUACCUGUAGGAUGGAUCCGCCGGAGUGCUUCGCACUCGCUAACGAAACGAUCAUG
This is a messenger RNA of Anopheles darlingi, 1743 nucleotides long. RefSeq lists its product as uncharacterized. Bases 153 to 1697 code for a protein of 514 amino acids. NCBI's taxonomy places the organism in Eukaryota, Metazoa, Arthropoda, Insecta, Diptera, Culicidae. The transcript has 3 exons. The record is from RefSeq and is a predicted model, not a curated record.